CUCUCACCCCUUCCUUUCCUCUCCACACUUAUCACGCCACCUCACCACACCACACCCCCCUCUCGCUUUGGUUUGGAUAUUCAUUAAUUAAUGGAUAUCCGACGGAGACCUCCUAAACCGCCGGUUAACCCCAACCGGUUCCUCGAUAACCGCUCUCCUCCUCCUCCUCCUUCCUCCGAUGACGACAUCGAUCGCAACCGUUCUCCGAAAGCCUCCGACGCGCUGCCGCUCCCUCUGUACCUCACCAACGCCGUCUUCUUCACCCUCUUCUUCUCCGUCGCCUACUACCUCCUCCACCGCUGGCGCGACAAGAUCCGCUACAACACCCCUCUCCACGUCGUCACCAUCACCGAGCUCGGCGCCAUCGUCGCCCUCAUCGCCUCCUUCAUCUACCUCCUCGGCUUCUUCGGCAUCGAUUUCGUCCAGUCCUUCAUCUCACGCGCCGACUCCAACGACUCCGAUCGAGAUUACCUCGUGAACGACGACCACCACCGCCUCGUCACGUGCCCCCCUCCGAUCGUCGCCAAGCUGCCGAAUCCGGAGCCUCCUCUCCCGGAGGAAGACGAGGAGAUCGUGAAAUCGGUGCUCGACGGGGUCGUCCCUUCGUACGCGCUCGAAUCUCGCCUCGGGGAUUGCAAACGCGCGGCGUCGAUAAGGAGAGAAGCGUUGCAGAGGAUGACCGGGAGGUCGAUUGAAGGAUUGCCGUUGGAUGGAUUCGAUUACGAUUCGAUCUUGGGGCAAUGCUGCGAGAUGCCUGUGGGAUACGUGCAGAUCCCCGUGGGGAUCGCUGGACCGUUGCUGCUCGACGGUUACGAGUACUCUGUUCCCAUGGCGACGACGGAAGGGUGUUUGGUGGCGAGUACUAACAGAGGGUGCAAGGCUAUGUAUGUAUCCGGUGGUGCGACGAGUACUGUGCUUAAGGAUGGGAUGACGAGAGCGCCUGUUGUGAGGUUUGCUUCGGCGAGGAGAGCUUCUGAGCUUAAGUUUUUCUUGGAGAGUCCUGAGAACUUUGAGACUCUGGCUGUUGUUUUCAACAGGUCGAGUAGAUUUGCGAGGCUGCAGAGUGUUAUGUGCACGCUCGCGGGGAAGAAUGCUUAUGUGAGGUUCAGUUGUAGUACUGGUGAUGCUAUGGGGAUGAACAUGGUAUCCAAAGGUGUUCAGAAUGUUCUUGAGUUUCUUACUGAAGAUUUUCCUGAUAUGGAUGUCAUUGGAAUCUCUGGUAACUUUUGUUCGGACAAGAAGCCUGCUGCUGUGAACUGGAUAGAGGGACGUGGCAAAUCGGUUGUGUGCGAGGCGGUGAUCAGAGGAGAGACCGUGAACAAGGUGUUGAAGACGAGCGUGGCUUCUUUGGUGGAGCUCAAUAUGCUCAAGAACCUCACGGGGUCUGCUAUUGCAGGGUCUCUAGGUGGAUUCAACGCUCACGCCAGCAACAUUGUUUCUGCUGUGUUCUUAGCGACUGGUCAGGAUCCAGCUCAAAACGUGGAGAGCUCUCAGUGCAUCACAAUGAUGGAAGCUAUUAAUGACGGGAAAGAUAUUCAUAUCUCUGUUACUAUGCCGUCUAUUGAGGUGGGGACAGUGGGAGGAGGAACACAGCUUGCGUCUCAAUCUGCGUGUCUGAACCUGCUCGGAGUUAAAGGAGCGAGCAAGGAGGCGCCGGGGAUGAACUCAAGGAGGCUAGCGACGAUAGUGGCCGGAGCAGUUUUGGCGGGAGAGUUAUCACUAAUGUCAGCAAUAGCAGCUGGACAACUUGUGAAGAGUCACAUGAAAUACAAUAGAUCCAGCAGAGACAUCACUGGAGCAACGACGACGACGACAACAUGAUCUGAACCAUCAUCAUCAUCCAUCAUCAUCUCUGUCUGGCCCAAAACUCGAAGGAGGACAAAAAUGUAAAGAAGGCAGGCUUUUUACAACUCAACUCUCUGGUGGACACACUAAGCCAUGUGCGUGCCCUUGUCUUCUUUUGUUCAAUAAAAAUUAAAAUUGUUUUUUGUUUUUGUUUGACUUUUAAACUUCUUUUUUUUUUGUGGGGAUUAAGAGGGAGAGAAUUGUGAUUGUCAUUUUCUCCUUCUUUUUCUCUCACUCAUGGAUAAUUCAUGUUCUAUUUGAUCUGUCUAAGCUUUGUCUUGUGUUUGUUAGCAAGUGUUGUGUCUUGUCUAUAUGAUGAUGGAAAACAUGUAUGCAGUUGCGUUUAAGGAUAUGAGUGCGUACUUGCUGUGAUU
Brassica rapa (field mustard) is the source of this 2219-nucleotide messenger RNA. RefSeq names its product 3-hydroxy-3-methylglutaryl-coenzyme A reductase 1. Lineage: Eukaryota; Viridiplantae; Streptophyta; Magnoliopsida; Brassicales; Brassicaceae. The record is from RefSeq and is a predicted model, not a curated record. Gene Ontology annotation, cellular component: peroxisomal membrane; endoplasmic reticulum membrane. Gene Ontology annotation, molecular function: hydroxymethylglutaryl-CoA reductase (NADPH) activity; protein binding. Gene Ontology annotation, biological process: coenzyme A metabolic process; sterol biosynthetic process; isoprenoid biosynthetic process.